Messenger RNA from Lathyrus sativus (Indian pea), 273 nucleotides. Lineage: Eukaryota; Viridiplantae; Streptophyta; Magnoliopsida; Fabales; Fabaceae. The record is from the annotation of a GenBank genome assembly.
AUGACCCAACCAGUUCUCAAAGAAGAUAGGUGUCUUGUCUAUGCUGUUACAACAGAGGGAAAAUUGACACACACUAAUAAAAUAGAUGGCCACUUCAUUUGGGAUGUUGAUUCAACAAGAUGUAACCCAGAUUGUGAUUGCUGGAUGCACGCCAAUGAUAUUGACCGAGAUAUCAUUCUUCCCAAAACAAAUAAAAAGGGAAGGUGUAACCCUAUCCACCUCCUCAAAGGAGAUCUGAUCCAGACUAUGGGCAUGGGUAGGAAUCCAUGGUAA